This is a messenger RNA of Trichoderma asperellum CBS 433.97, 927 nucleotides long. RefSeq lists its product as uncharacterized. Gene Ontology annotation, molecular function: isomerase activity. Gene Ontology annotation, cellular component: cytoplasm. The record is from RefSeq and is a predicted model, not a curated record. NCBI's taxonomy places the organism in Eukaryota, Fungi, Ascomycota, Sordariomycetes, Hypocreales, Hypocreaceae. Gene Ontology annotation, biological process: biosynthetic process.
AUGGAGCUCCCCUACGUAACCCUCGACGUCUUCACCCGCACCCGCUUCCGCGGCAACCCCCUCGCCGUCGUCACCAUCCCCGCCUCGGGCCCCAAACCAACCCAGGACCAGAAACAAGCCAUUGCCCGCGAGUUCAACUUCUCCGAGACAAUCUUCAUCCAUGACGUCGCCGACCCCGCCACAGACACCUCGCGCCAGAUCGACAUCUUCCUCACCACCGCCGAAAUCCCCUUCGCCGGCCACCCGACCAUCGGCGGCGCCAUCACGCUGCUGCCCCAGGGCGUCACCCAGAUCGUCACAAAGGCCGGCCCCAUCCCCGUCACCCAGACCGGCCCGGACUCGGUGUCCAUUGCCGUGCCGCACAACGUCCACCUGCACGCCGCCAGCCUCGCCAAGUAUCCCGGCCUCGAGCCCGCCGUCCACCUCCAGCGCAAUGAGACCAUCCGCCAGCUGGAGCUCACGGCGCCCGUCUUCAGCCUCGUCAAGGGCAUGACCUUUGUCCCCAUCGAGCUGUCGUCGCUGGAGCUGCUCGCCGCCGUCAACGUCAGCAGCAUGGAGUUCAAGGCCGACAACUUCCUCGACGCCGACUGGCAGCAAGGCUUUGUCGGCCGCUUCUACUAUGUUCGCACGGGCACCUCGACCACCAAAGACGGCAUCCCUGUGAUCCAGCUGCGCACUCGUAUGGUGGCCCAUGACCUGGAGGAUCCUGCCACUGGAUCGGCUUCGGGCUGCCUGGCUUCCUACCUGAGCAUCCAUGGAGAGGAUAAGCAGACAACCCCAGUAAGGCGGUACGAAUUCACCCAGGGCGUGGAGAUGGGCAGGGAGAGCUCCAUCGUGGUCGAUGUCAGUCUCAAAGAUGGUGCUCUUGAUACAGUCACACUUGCUGGAUCGGCAGUCCAAGUCAUGCGUGGACAUGUUACCAUUUAG